AUGCCACAUUGCAUGGUUCCUGAGUGUACUAACAACUCACGGAAAACUGUGCGAAUCAGCUACCACAGAAUUCCAAAAGAAAAAGGUUUGCGAGAAGCGUGGUUGGCGAGAAUUCGCAGAGUAAACCCACGCGAUAUGAAUAAUUCAUGUGUUUGUUCGGCGCAUUUUACACCAGACUGCUUCGAAAGAACGCUCGAUCUUGUGCCUGGCUACCAAAAAAGGCCAAAGCUAAAAUCAGACGCGGUGCCAUCUAUAUUUCCGCGCAGUAAGCCAGAAAAAGCUAGAAGCACAGGACGAAGAAGAAAUCAAAUCCGCUCUGAACAAGCCAGACAAGAGGUAUUAAGCAAGCCAUGA
Molecule: messenger RNA, 354 nt
Organism: Paramuricea clavata
Lineage: Eukaryota; Metazoa; Cnidaria; Anthozoa; Malacalcyonacea; Plexauridae
Source: the annotation of a GenBank genome assembly